CGCCUUGCCAUAAUUACUAGCGGGGCCGUAGCCCCGCCCCCUUUCUGCCCGCGGCCUCCCUUGCUGGGCUCGUCCAAUCAGCGCCCGCCCGCGUCACUCCGAGGGCAACGAAACACGGAGAAAGGGGAAAAAAAAGUUUGGUGCGGAGCGAGCGGGGCCGGGCGGGCGCGGCGGGCCCGGCAAAGGUCUGGGUAUUGCACAGCAGUGGUACAUCUUGGAUUGAAAACAGCAAGAGGAAUCUCAAAGUUCAAGAUUACUGAAAUCUCAUCAGUCUGGUUUAUAGAAGAAGGGAGAAUGGCUCAAGAAACGAACCGUAGCCAAGUGCCUAUGCUUUGUUCCACUGGCUGCGGAUUUUACGGGAAUCCUCGCACAAAUGGCAUGUGUUCAGUGUGCUACAAAGAACAUCUUCAAAGGCAGAACAGUAAUGGUAGAAUUAGCCCUCCUGCCUCUGUCAGUAGUAUAACCGAGUCCUUACCGGUUCAGUGCACAGAAGGCAGCACCCAGGAAACUCAGUCCACUUUAGAUUCUACAUCGACUCCAUCUAUGCAGCCAAGCCCUGUGUCAAGUCAGUCACUUUUAACAGAAUCUGUAGCAUCAUCCCAACCGGAUAGUACGGCUGUGGACAAAACAGUACCUGAGACAGAAGAAUUGCAAGCUUCAGUGUCAGAGAAUGCAGAGCCUACACCUGAAGAACAAGACAAGUCGCUUGACAAACCAAAACAGAAAAAGAAUCGUUGUUUCAUGUGCAGGAAGAAGGUUGGACUUACUGGGUUCGAAUGUCGGUGUGGGAACGUUUACUGUGGAAUGCACCGUUACUCAGAUGUACACAGUUGCUCUUACAAUUACAAAGCUGAUGCUGCUGAGAAGAUCAGAAAAGAGAAUCCUGUAGUUGUUGGGGAAAAGAUCCAGAAGAUCUGAACUGCUGCUUCUGCUGGAAUACAAAAAUCCUUUGACCAUCUGCAGAUUAAAUUGACUUGAGCUUUUUUCCUUAGUCAUCAGGAACGUAGAGCAGUGUAUCUUGCCUAGACCUUUUAAUCAUGCAUGUCAUCAGAUGAAUAGAUUUUUUUGUUUUCAUUUUUUUUGUUGUUUUGAAAAUGACUCUGAACAUUAUUUUCAUUGCAGUUUUCUGUGGCUGAAGACUUAAGUAAACUUUACAAAUAUUAUCCUUUAAGAUCAUUUUAAUUUUAGUUGAGUGCAGAGGGCUUUUAUAACAAACGUGGAGAAAAUAUUGGAGGGCUGUGCUUUUCCAGGAUAAAACAUGCAUGCGUUAACUUUGCAGUUUAUUUUCUUGUUGUAUAUAGCUUUUCUCUGCAGCACAAUUUCCUUUUUUUUUUUUUUUUUUGAUAAUGCCUUGUAUGGCACAACUAGUUAUCAGUAACUGAAUGUAUUUUAAUCAUUAUGGCUGCUUCUGGUUUUUUUUCCCAUUAACGAGAGGUUAUACAUGUUCGCAUAUUAGCUUGUUUGCACCCUCUACCUAUUUAUGUAUGAAUCAUUUGUAAUGAGAGUGUGUGCUGAGAUUGUGUGGGGGAUUUUUUGUUGUUUUCUUUUUUUUUUUAAUUGGGGUUUGUUUUUGUGUGUGUGGGGGGAAGGCUGUAUGCACUUCAUUGACUGCAGUUUUCAUUGGGAUUUCAUCCAUCAGUUUGUCUGUACACAAAUAUGAAGAAUGAUCUGAAGUACCUGUGCUGUAUUUAUGUUUAUCCACGUCUUAACUUUGAUUAAAUAAAAUUUAAAAAAAUCUGA
Molecule: messenger RNA, 1740 nt
Organism: Pseudopipra pipra
Lineage: Eukaryota; Metazoa; Chordata; Aves; Passeriformes; Pipridae
Gene: ZFAND6
Product: zinc finger AN1-type containing 6
Exons: 7
Coding region: 295-918 (207 amino acids)
Biological process (GO): protein targeting to peroxisome
Molecular function (GO): DNA binding; polyubiquitin modification-dependent protein binding; zinc ion binding
Source: RefSeq, a predicted model, not a curated record